Molecule: messenger RNA, 1215 nt
Organism: Sclerotinia sclerotiorum 1980 UF-70
Lineage: Eukaryota; Fungi; Ascomycota; Leotiomycetes; Helotiales; Sclerotiniaceae
Exons: 4
Coding region: 1-1215 (404 amino acids)
Source: RefSeq, a predicted model, not a curated record
AUGGGUAACGUUAAGUCAAAACCGAGCUGGAAUCCUCCUAUAGAUGGUUACGCGAAAUUAGCCCAGGAAACAUAUCCUCAGGACGAUCCCGAAACUGCACUCCGGAAGUAUGUCGUUGAGAAUUGGAUAUAUAGAGUAAAGUUCACACAUAGCGCUCGUUAUUUUAUCACCCAUGAUUAUCACAAUUUCCGACCCAAAGAUGGUUGCAUGUCCAAAUUUGAGGUGAUCAUGGACGCCCAGCGUCAAUUGUUCUUGAAUAAACCCCAAAGUUCACUUUGUCUACAAGAGAUUGACAGAACUACUGCAGCCAUGAAAUCUGCUCGCAGAGUACACAAAAACCAGAGCGAAGAUCAAUGGAAUGUACCACGAGAUCAUAAAACAUACUUCUCAAAGUUCCCGCGAGAGAUUCAUGUCAAUAUUUUCAGACACGCCCUACUCCCUUUUGCCAGCUGCUUGAUUUGCCCAAAACUUGUGACUUCAAAUUGGAAGAAUAAUUACUCGGAGACACAUCACACUAGCUGUGCCACUAUUCCUGGACAGGGACUAGUCUAUGACGGAGAUAGUUCCCGAUGUGAAAUGCCAUGGUAUCUCGCAUACUUCGAUAAUUCACUCGUAUCGUUUAUGCGAAGAACACUCCAUGAUAAGCAGGGACCAUACAUUGAGCUUCGUAGGAUUCUCCGUCCCCAAGUCGACGCAACGCUUCUUCACACUUGUCAAACUUUCUAUGAGAUUGGCUCUAGAUUGCUGUACGGUAUGAACAUCCUUACGUUUUAUAUGGCAUCUGAUACCACUUUUAAUAAUCCUCCUUCAUGGAUUGGAGGAAAUUCAUACAGACCCGAUCCAAGCAAAAUUGGUAUAACUAAAGAAUCAACUCCCAAAGCGAUUCAGCAGCUCCGGGACAAAGCAAUUAUCACUGCAAUUCCGGGCUGGUGUUAUUAUGACCCCUUUAUUCGUUUCCUCUAUCAUAUCCGACCUCGAAACAGCGCUUCGUUUGAUAGGUAUGAAGGUCAUGAUGGUAUCAGAAGCGAUAAGUCUCAAAAAGAAUUUGACCGGAUUUUUAAAGAGUUUCUUGAGAAUGAGAUUAGAGAACUCAAGACCGUUCGGGUUUUGACGUUAGUUGCUGCGACAGGGGGACGUAAGCAGGUGAAUAUGCAUAUUGCUAAAGAAACUUUACUGUGGUCUCACGAUCGAGCGGCUGCUUGGGCUAGAGAAUAG